Messenger RNA from Papaver somniferum (opium poppy), 1068 nucleotides. Its product is annotated as dormancy-associated protein homolog 4-like. The coding region runs from base 115 to 483 and encodes 122 amino acids. The transcript has 2 exons. The record is from RefSeq and is a predicted model, not a curated record. Lineage: Eukaryota; Viridiplantae; Streptophyta; Magnoliopsida; Ranunculales; Papaveraceae.
AACCUUUGAACACUCUUUCUCUACUGACUCAAAUCUUCUAUUAUUAUCGUUAUCACAGCAAUUUGUUUCCCAGAGUCCGGUACAUCGUCUUUCGUAUCAUUUUGUCGUGGUAUUAUGGGUCUUCUCGAAAACUUUUGGGACGAUACACUAGCUGGUCCUAGGCCUGAAAAUGGUCUGAAAAAGUUGCGCCGGUACGAUUCUGGUCCUAUGCCAUCAUCUGAACAUGUCCCAGUGGUCUCUCGUUCCAUCACCAUACUCAAAAGCAAUUGCUCCAAUAUCCGCGUCUCUCUGGAUGAUUCGUCUUCCUCUGGUCCUUCUUCUCCGGCCGGGUCUAGCACCCCCGGAUCCCCUCUCUCAUCAUGGACGUCGAGGGACACGAAGCAAUUGAUGAGGAUGAAAUCAACCUCGGCGGUGUUAGAACGAGCAGAACCUAGAAUCCCUACGGUUUAUGAUUGGAUGGUGAUAAGCGCUAUCGAUCGAUAAACAACAACGAAACCGGAAGCUAUGGCCUCUCAUACCAGCAGCCAUUGGCUGGACAAUUUGGAAGUCCUGGAAUGCAAUAGUUCUCGAAAACAUCAAUUCCAAUGUGAGUGAGGCGAUAAAAGAAGGUGAAAAUUCAAGUUUAUUACCGGUGUCACUGUAGUACAGUGUUAAAGUCGUUGUGUGAUGAUUCUAGUAACCCGGGUUUGAAACUCGUUGACACCAAAUUCUUUACCUCAAGCUUAUUAAUGGGCUUAAUGAUGAGGUUACUAAGAUUCAUGCUUAGUGUCGCGCUCUCAAUGAUGAGGUUAUGAACAGUCUUUAUCUUGAUUCAAUCAUCACCAAUUGGAGUAUUUAUUUUAGUUCGUAAUGUAACUGUUGUGCUCGUCAUUCUUUUUCUUUUUUGGGUGGGUGUGUGUUUGAGAUCUAUCGAUAAUUUGUUCCUCUUGCUUUUGUUUGGUUGUGAGUUUGUAGCCCUUGAGCUUGUUUUCCUACUCUUUAUUGGUUUUAUUCUAUUCUUUAAGAAUUGGAAAUAUAUACUGUAAAUAAAAAUAAUAUGCAAAUAUUUUCUAAUUUUCAAUAUGGUAA